AUGAUCCCAUUCCAGAAUUCAGAACUCAUCGAUGAAGAACAGCAGUUCAACAAGUUGCACACAUCUUGCAGGAUCAUAAUAGAGAAUGCAUUUGGUCUACUUAAGGGAUGGUUUACAGUUCUAUUGAAACAGGUUGAGUUGGAAACAUUUAAUGUUGACCAAGUCAUACUUACAUGCUGUUCCCUUCAUAAUUAUUGUAUUAAAGAGAAAGAAGAAUACCCCGAAGAUUGGUGUGUGGAUUCAGAAAAUUGCAACAUUGCUUUAAUAAAUGAGGAAAUUCAAGUAUAUAAUAAUGAAUGGGGGCAUGAUGGUAAGGAUACCUGUGACAUGUUUGUUGAACUUUUAUGUAAAAUACCUAAUCAAAUGUUUUUUGUUGUCUGUUGA
Messenger RNA from Paramuricea clavata, 384 nucleotides. Lineage: Eukaryota; Metazoa; Cnidaria; Anthozoa; Malacalcyonacea; Plexauridae. The record is from the annotation of a GenBank genome assembly.